Chelonia mydas (Green sea turtle) is the source of this 10961-nucleotide messenger RNA. RefSeq names its product calcium/calmodulin dependent protein kinase kinase 1 (gene CAMKK1). Bases 255 to 1880 code for a protein of 541 amino acids. NCBI's taxonomy places the organism in Eukaryota, Metazoa, Chordata, Testudines, Cheloniidae. The record is from RefSeq and is a predicted model, not a curated record. Gene Ontology annotation, biological process: activation of protein kinase activity; CAMKK-AMPK signaling cascade; protein phosphorylation. The transcript has 16 exons. Gene Ontology annotation, molecular function: protein kinase activity; ATP binding.
UUCCAGCAACCUGCCCAGGUGAGUGAGUGCCAGAGGGUUACGUGCUGGGGCAGCAGCAUCCGAUAGGAGAGCGACACAUAGAGGGCUGGGCUGAGACCACCGAGUGCUCAUAUGCCUGCAGGGGGAAAGCUGCAGAGGACUUUGCUGGGAAGAGAUCCAUGUGGAGAGAGUCCUUCAUGCCACAUGUUUUCUGUGAACCCUAAGACCACAGCUAUCUGCAGUGUCAUCUGAGAUCUUGAGAGUCGCACACCGUUAUGGGAGAUUCUCCAGCCGACACCACUGAUGAAGGUGCAGACACAUGCUGCAAAGACACUCAGACUGACCUGGCAGAGAGAGUAGCAGCCAUAGAUGUUGCUGUUGGGCCUAAUAUAGAUGACCAAAAUGUUCAAGAAGCAAUAGAAGAAAAUGACACAGUCUUUUCUGACAGUUUAGCAGACAUGCAGAAGAAUGGGGUCCAUAGUGACAUGAUAACAAAUGAAUCUUUACCUUCACAAGACCCAGAGGAUGUUCAUCAGAUGAAUAUUCCAAAGAAAGCUCCCACUAGGCCUGUCCUAUCCAGCAGAAAGUUGUCUCUUCAAGAAAGACCUACAGGAAGCUACCUGGCUUCCACCAAUCCUCCAGGCUAUGGUCCUUAUGCAACAGGACCUUUAACACAUAUCUCGCCACGUAUAGUGAGGAGACCAACGAUAGAGUCCAACCGGAUCGCCAUCUCAGAUGCUGAGGACUGUGUGCAAUUAAACCAAUACAAGCUGCAAAGUGAAAUUGGCAAGGGCUCCUAUGGUGUUGUGAAAUUGGCCUACAAUGAGAGUGACGACAAGUAUUACGCUAUGAAAGUCCUCUCCAAAAAGAAGCUACUGAAACAGUAUGGAUUUCCACGUCGACCUCCCCCUAGAGGAUCCAGAGCAACUUCUGAUGGGCAGCCAAAAUCAAUGGCACCGCUGGAUAGAGUUUAUCAAGAAAUAGCCAUCUUAAAGAAACUGGACCAUAUCAACAUUGUGAAGCUAAUCGAGGUACUGGAUGAUUCUGCAGAGGACAAUCUGUACAUGGUGUUUGACCUUCUGCGCAAGGGACCUGUCAUGGAGGUGCCAACUGACCAGCCAUUCACUGAAGAGCAGGCUCGGCUCUACUUUAAGGACAUUGUCAUGGGCAUAGAGUACUUGCACUAUCAGAAGAUCAUUCACCGGGACAUCAAGCCUUCCAACCUGCUCUUGGGAGAUGAUGGGCAUGUCAAAAUAGCUGAUUUUGGAGUCAGUAAUCAGUUUGAAGGGAAUGACGCCCAGCUUUCCAGUACUGCCGGUACACCAGCCUUCAUGGCUCCAGAGGCGAUUUCAGAUUCUGGCAAAAGCUUUAGUGGAAAGGCACUUGAUGUAUGGGCCAUGGGAAUUACUUUGUAUUGCUUUGUAUAUGGGAAGUGCCCUUUUAUAGAUGAAUACAUUCUGGCUCUCCAUAACAAGAUCAAGAACAAGGUGGUGGAGUUCCCAGAAGAGCCACAGAUAAGUGAAGAGCUCAAAGAACUGAUUGUAAGGAUGCUGGAUAAAAAUCCAGAAACGAGGAUAACAGUUACUGAGAUUAAGUUGCAUCCCUGGGUAACAAAGUUUGGGGAGGAUCCACUGCCUCUGGAGGAAGAGCAUUGCACUGUGGUGGAGGUGACUGAGGAGGAGGUGAAGAAUUCCGUCAAGACAAUCCCAAGCUUGCCAGCUGUAAUUUUAGUGAAGGCCAUGCUAAGGAAACGCUCAUUUGGAAACCCAUUUGAGGUUCAGGCCAGAAGGGAAGAGAGGUCCAUGUCUGCUCCAGGAAACCUAUUAAUAAAGCAAGGGAGCAGAGAAGGAGUAAAGGACCUUGAUCUCCCUGACGUCUGUGAAGAUGAGGCUACUUCCUGAAGUCAUGUGCAUGUCCUGGAUUGGUUAUUUACUGCUGUUGUAACCAUUGUGUUGUGUCCCACACAUUCUGCUCUCAUGAACCAAAGUUUGUGACCUGAAAAACAGAAAUUGAAAAGAGGAAACAAGCAACAACAACUAACAGUGCGAGUUCUUUGGAAAUGGUUUAUUCACGGAAUGUUAUGUUGUAUUACUCAUUGGCUUCAUUCAACAUGUAAGAUGUUUCUCUGUAUUUGACAUGUGCCUCAUUCUCCAUUUGUGCUUCAGCCUAUGUUGUAUGGUCAUUAUUGUCUGGUAUCUUGACCAAUGAAUGUGUUUUUAUUUAUAAUUCAAAGAACCAAACUUUAUGUAAUAGGGCACUUGCCAUCAAGAUGUUUUCCAGCUUUUUGCAUUCUGCAUUCAAAGUACCAAGAAAAAAGAUAUGCAGUAGCCAGGUGUCCUCUCUUAGGUUAACUUUUAUUUAUUACUCAAGUGCUUAAAUUUACUGGGGCACAGUCUUACUUCUGCUGAAGUCAAUGACAAAAUUCCUGUUGACUUCUGUUGACGUAGGAUGAGAUCUUCCACUGUGUAAUUCUUUGUGCUUUUCAUUCUUUCUUAUUUUUGCAUUAUAUAGCUCUUAUUUUUGCAUUAUAUAGGGCCACGUUAGAGUCAUUUUAGUACAAUAUUGAAAAUAUACGGUAUUGCCACCCAUCUGCAUUGAGAUUUGGACUGUCCCUGAACUGUUAAAGGCCCUGAUAUUCAUCUGAAUAUGAUGGAUUAGUGCACCAAGAGCAUUUGCUUAUAGAGUGUACUAUUCCCAGAGGGCUGGUAUUUGAUUCCAUUUGUGUGCUAAUGUGUGGACAGGAAUUGUAUUUACUGAUCUGAAAGCAUGAGACAAUGGAUUUUAUUUGUCAUUUAAGGCAGUCUGAUUCUCCUUUCCCACUCACCUCCCAGUCCCCCUUCCCCCACCAUAAGAGAGAGACAGUAGGUGUGUUUGAUUAUAUCUUAAGUUUUUUACCUAAUUGUUGUUUACUAGUAAAUGCCCUGAAAUAGGACAUUUUCCUAUAAGAGAGUAUGUCAGUAGAUGAUUCUUUGAUGGUAAGCAAGGACCCAGAAAAGCUACAGGACAAAAGUUGAGUUUAAUUUAACUCAUUUGUGUAACAUUUCAAUACUUUAGGUUUUAUGCACUUGGUCCUCUGCUGUGGCAUGCUGCUGUAACACCCCCCAAUGUGGUUUUAAUAAUAUCAUGAAUCUUCAGUGUUGUUGAAUUAAGAGGUCAGAGAUUUGAGCUUGUUUGGAAUCCCAAGUCAGCAGCAAUGUAGGCUGAAACCACUACAAAAAUAUUUAUGUCAUGUCCUAGGUUAUGUACUGCAGCAGUUCCACAGGAGAGAAAGAGAAUAGCUUCCAGUAUGAGUUCUGAGAUGAGAUUGUCAUGUUGCACAGCUAUAAAUUUGGAGUAAUGCAUUCACUUCAAUGGAGUUACUUCAGAUUUACAUUGGGGUUUCUGUGUUUAGUCUCUCAGGCAAGUACAAAGCUGUGUGCACACCUCUAUAGAAUAAUAGGACUGGAAGGGACCUCGAGAGAUCAUCUAGUCCAGUCCCCUGCACUCAAGGCAGGACUAAGUAUUAUCUAGACCAUUCCUGACAGAUGUUUGUCCAACCUGCUCUUAAAAAUCUCCAAUGAUGGAGAUUCCACAACCUCUGUAGGCAAUUUAUUCCAGUGCUUUACCACUCUGACAGUUAGGAAGUUUUUCCUAAUGUCCAACCUAAACCUCUCUAGCUGCAGUGUAAGCCCAUUACUUCUUGUCCUAUCCUCAGAGGUUAAGAAGAACAAUUUUUCUCCCUCCUCCUUGUAACAACUUCUUAUGUACUUGAAAACUGUUAUCAUGUCCCCUCUUAGUCUUCUCUUUUCCAGACUAAACAAACCCAAUUUUUAAAAUCUUCCCUCAUAGGUCAUGUUUUCUAGAUCUUUAAUCAUUUUUGUUGCUCUUCUCUGGACUUCCUCCAAUUUGUUCACAUCUUUCCUGAAAUGUGGCACCCAGAACUGGACACAAUACUCCAGUUGAGACCUAGGCACCGCAGAGUAGAGUGGAAGAAUUACUUCUUGUGUCUUGCUUACAAGACUCCUGCUAAUACAUCCCAGAAUUAUGUUUGCUUUUUUUGCAACAGUGUAACACUGUUGACUCAUAUUUGGCUUAUGGUCCACUGUGACCCCCGGAUCCCUUUCUGCAGUCUUCCUUCCUAGGCAGCGAUUUCCCAUAUUGUAUGUGUGCAACUGAUUGUUCCUUCAUAAGUGGAGUACUUUGCAUUUGUCCUUAUUUAAUUUUAUCCUAUUUACUUCAGACUAUUUCUCCAGUUUGUCCAGAUCAUUUUGAAUUUUAAUCCUAUCCUCCAAAGCACUUGCAACCCCUCCCAUCUUGGUAUCAUCCACAGAUUUUAUAAGUGUACUCUCUAUAUCAUUAUCUAAAUCGUUGAUGAAGAUAUUGAACAGAACCAGACCCAGAACUGAUCCCUGUAGGACCCCACUCGUUAUGCCCUUCCAGCAUGACUGUGAACCACUGAUAACUACUCUCUGGGAAUGAUUUUCAAACCAGUUUUGCACCCACCUUGUAGCUCCAUCUAGGUUGCAUUUCCCUAGUUUCUCUAUGAGAAGGUCAUGUGACACAGUAUCAAAAGCUUUACUAGAGUCAAGAUAUACCACAUCUACCACUUCCCCCCCAUCCACAAGGCUUGUUACCCUGUCAGUGAAAGCUAACAGGUUGGUUUGACGCGAUUUGUUCUUGACAAAUCCAUGCUGACUGUUACUUAUCACUAUGUUUACCUGUGUCAACAAAAAGGGCAAAUAAAGUCAAAAGGCAGGAGUAUUUUCUAUUAUUAUGCAUUUAAAUGCAAGUUAUGGGGUUUUUCUGUGAGGAAGGCAGCUAGAAUAUAUGUUGUUUCAGAGAGAAAAGUGGUAAAUUAAGGCUGGUCAGGAUUAGGAGGGUUUUUGGCCCUUUUUAGGGUGUGAAUGAGAUAAAGUUAUAAACCCAUUGUUUAUAUCUUAUCUUCACUCCAGUUUCCUCCCCUUUUCAUUUUUCAUAGAAUCAUAAAUUUUUAAGGUCUGAAGGGGCAAUUUUGAUCAUCUAGUCUGACCUCCUACAAAACAAAGGCCAUAGAAUGUCACCCACUUUCUUCACCACAUCCCUCUUUUAUUGUUACAUAUGUUAAUAGGCAUCUCUGCUAGCAGCAUUCUGUCAGUGUCAGGAGUUCGUUAUUUUUCAUCACACAGAAGUGUUGUUCUGAAAAAUGUAGAUUCAGUGUAGCAAGAGCUAGGCAGAGGCAGACCAGUAGCCUUUACGUGUCUGGUCUAGUUGCAGAGCACAGGACUGGGAGUGAGGAAAUGGGAGUUUUCAUCUGAACUCUGACAAUGACUCCCAGUGUGAAGUUGGGCAAGUCACUUAACUUCUCUGUGCCUCAGUUUAUCCAUCUGGAAAAGGGGGAUAAUACUCCCCACCUCACGGGGAGGCGAAUUUUAAUCAAAGUUUGCAUACUGCUUCAAUAGCACCUUCUAUCUACGGAUAACAAAUGUUGUAAUCUAUUAUAUUUAUGCUACAGAGUAGUAACCGUAAAAGCAGGUGUCUUAAAUCAUCCUAGUCUUGGAGUUACUGUUAUAUUUCUCUUUUUGUAAAAGGGAUGGUGCUGAUGGAAAACUCAUUUACUCUUUUCUUCAGCUCAGGCAAGAAGUCUGACAGAGAAGAACUUGCCAAUUACAAUAUUAUGGAGCAUUAUUUCUCAGCAGAGGUAUUCUCCUUCAGUUCACUUGGGCUUUAGCCUUGUCUACAGUCAAAGUUGCACUGGUUUUAACUGAGGUGCGACUUUAAACCAUUUAAUUAUAUGGGUGCCAAAAACCUUAGUGGACACUCUGAAUUCAAUUUUAUACUUAGUUUAUACCAAUAAACUUGAUAAGGAAGUUAAACUUUGAAUAUAGCACCUGACAUCUAUCUACACUAAGAAAAUCUUUCAGUUCAGCUUCAGUGGUGUUAGCUGACUUGGGGGAUGAGAAUUUAGAUUAUUUCUUAAACCAAUGGAUUUAUGGUUCAAUAACUAUCUAUUUUGAAAUUAUGGAGGAGAUUUUUCAAAGGACUCCAGUGGAGAUAUGCACUCAAUUUCCAGUGGGAUUUGGGAGCCUAACUCUUUUAGCGUUGCUUUGAAAAUCCCAGCCUCAAUUAAUAAAACAAAUCAAAAUCUUAAUAUUUUUGGGAGGAGUAGGCUUAAUGUGCUAUUUCUUUAGCUAUAGGACACUGUGUUGCUUUUAUAGUCUUUAAAUCUCUUAAAUUCUCCCCAAAAUUGUUUUUAGAAAAUGUUCAGUGUUCCUUUAAAAAAAAAAACACAGUAGACCUGUUUCUUCCAAUCCAGGCAAAAGUGAAUUCUACUUCAGAGACUUUGUCAUCUCUGGCUUUCAGCCCAAGAUUUCUUUUUCUUUAGAUGACAAGAAAUCAUCCUAAUUCCAUUGCACAAAGCAAUCUUAAAAUCUGUACACAGUUCAAAAAGGGGAAAUUAUGCCAGCAUAAAAAGAAGUCUAAUAAUUUCUGUGCAUGUCUAAAGGGAAUGCUAUAAAAUGGCAUUCCACUUCUGUCACCCUAUCAGAGUGAAAUGUACGACAUGUUUGCAGCAAUGUUAGUGUAGCUUGGAGCAAUAGUGCCUUUCUACUAUGGGACAGAAGCAGUUUAAAGGAUAUAAAAUUUAUUUUUUUUAAAAAUUAGCCUUUCAUCUCUGACAAUUAAGCCCUAUCCAGAAUGGAUGAAAAUCAUUCUCUUUACAUAGAUACCGGGCAUUGGGAUGAUCUGCAGAGCAGAGGGGAGGACUGGAAUAGUCAGUCUCCGAUGUCUUUGUGCAAUCCCUACAUUUUGUAUUCAAAAUCCUCCACCACCAUUUAAUAUACUAAAUAGCACUGUUUCUGCUGCAAGAGUAUCCUGCAGAAGACGGUGCCUGAAUUCAUCAAAAUGUGUGUACUCAAGUCCAUAUCUGUGAGAAACACCGCUAACAGUUUUUUGUAAAGCAAACUGUUAUUUGUCACCUCUUAUAAUUUAGUCCAAGUUGUAACUAAGUUAUGUCUAAUUUGAGAAGCCUUCAAAGAAAUUUCUCUUGUGGAGAAAUAACACACUUUUAAAUCUGCAAUGAAGUACAUUUUUAAAAAAAUUAUUAAUAGAUCUAAGUUCUUAGCUUGCGAGAUAACACUUGGUAAAGUUUGUCAAGUCUGUUAGCAAGGGUAGCCAUAUUAGAGAUCUUUAUCAUUUUGGGUGGGAGUAUUUCAAUAGGAACAGGACACUGCAAACAAAAUUCCCAUUGUUUUCAGAUACUUAUCAUUACAUUGUAGAGUCUGAGUGAAGCAUGCACAGUGACUCUUAAUGUUUAUAACACCAUCUCACCCCAGUGUGCACGUGUACUAUAUCUGCUGUUGUGCCGUGGUUUCCUGGCCAUUUGUCUGUGAUAAAGAAUAAUGUGUAUUUGCUGGUAAUUGUGUCAUAUCUGCAUGAUUCCACCUUUGAGCAGCAAAGGUCUAUAAAGACACCUAGGAAAUCAGCCAUGUUAGAUUUUGUCAGUUGUCUUUUAGACUGCUGGAGACUUUGACAGUGCAAAGUAAAGAAACAGAAGUUUAUAGUGUAGCCUUUCCAGUUUGAGUCACAUAAUCAGCUCCUAUAAUUGUUGUCUACAAGAGAAUUUAGUGCACAUGCAGUAGUAAUCAUGGUUUUAGAUUUAGAUUUUUCUGUGGUUCUUUUCGGUGUCUUGAGAUAUGUGAAAUAAACAAAAAUCCUCUGUUUUGUAGGUUAAAAAGAUAAUGAAUCAGGUUCCACAAAGAUCUCUGUAAGACCCACCUGUUUAUUUACUAUAUAUAAUAUUAUUUACCUUAAUAUAGAACAUAUAAAGCAUAAUUUGAAAAGUGGCUAACAUUAAUGACAUGUUCACAGAUUUUCUUUGGCUUUCACUCCUUUGGUGACAACAGUUUUGUAUCUUGUUUGAGUAGCUUCUGACAAGACAAUCAUCUGCUGGUUUUUUACUUAUAAUUGCCAGUGGGUUGCAUUUCAGGGCAGUCUUUGAGUUUCAAAGAUGUUAGGCAACUUAGAGGUCAUUUUUUUGUUGUUGUUUUAAGAGGAAAUGGGAUGCUAGCUUGAUUCAUUUUAUUUGCAAAUUGUGUACAAUUUGAAACAUUCUGAUUAAGGUCUUAUACUGCUCAAAUUGAAGACAAUGGAAGUUUUGCCACUGACUUAGUGGGAGUGAGAUCAGGGUCAUAAGUGACUAACAAGUGGCUGUGAAAAUCUUGAAAAAAAACAGCUUUUAAAAUAACUAAUUUUGUUCUAGAGUAGCGGCCAUGUUAGUCUGUAUCCGCAAAAAGAAAAGGAGGACUUGUGGCACCUUAGAGACUAACAAAUUUAUUUGAGCAUAAGCUUUCAUAAGUGAGCUGUAGCUCAUGAAAGCUUAUGCUCAAAUGGAUAUGUUAGUCUCUAAGGUGCCACAAGUCCUCCUUUUAAUUUUGUUCUGUUUGUCGUAGCUGUUAUAUUUGUCUUCCAAGCAGGUGUUUAUAGCAAAGCAUAAGCUCUGAUGUAAACUCCUCUUUGGAGACAGCAUAAUUGAACAUGGUAGCCAUGAGACCCCUUGAACUGCUUACAUUUCCAGAAUCAAGGACAAAAAGAGAAUGUGAGGAUUUUUCUUUUGUUACUGUGUAUGAUAAACCUGUGCCAUGUUGGUUGCAAUGGAUUUCAUGAAAGGAAUUUCACUGUUCCGUGGAUCAUGAUGUCAAAGCAGUAAAACUGUAAAUAAAUCUACCUCCUUUGAUGGGCAGUUGCAAUCUUAAUUGUAAUAUUUACUUCAGGAAAGUAUGGACUGUGAGUCAAGUUAAAAUUCAAGAAAUUUUAAAACAAAUCCCCUUAUAAUAAGAGUUUCUAGGCCUUUAACUGCACCAACUGAACAGAGGCUAAGUUAAGUUCAGAGAUCUGUUGUCGUGUGAAAUAAAUUAUGUUCAACAAAAUAAGCAUGAGGGCUAUAGAGAAUGUACCCCUUAAAGCCCAGACUUUGGUCUUUAUAACACUGGGUUCUUCAUAACCUAUCAGGCAGAGCUACCUGCUAUAGCAGCUGGAGUUACUGUAUGUAAGUUCAAGUGACGCUAAUUUAUUUUAAAUGAAAAUGUGAGCACUACAUGAAAUCAACAUAGAUGUCUUUCUAUUAAAGAGUUUCUAACUUACUAUGCAGUUUUACUGCAUGGUUCCAAUUCUAGGCUAAUAAAUUCUUUUGACAAGUAAAUCAAAUUCAGAUGAUAACUUGGCCUCUUUGUGAGCCCAAUCUUGUAAGGUGCUGAGUGCUCACUUGUGGAAACUAAAUGUGUGUUUUUUGUAUACGUGAAGUGUGUCACUUUUGUAUAGGCAUGUAUGUGAAUGUGCACUGUAAUUUAUGGAAGAGACCAUUUAAAUUUACAUAUUAGCUUAUAAAGGAGUCUAUACAUGGUCUACUAUGAGUUUUAAUAUCAUUUGGAUGUAAGUGACAUAUUUCUGUUCCACAUGGACCUCCUGGGAGGUAUGGUGUGCCCUCAACACCCAUUGAUUUCAGUGGGAGUUUAAAUAACUCAGCACAUUGCAGGAUCUGGCGCUAGAAAAGAAUUUAAUGAUGCAAGGAUAAAUAAUCCUGUAUUUAUCUUAGUCCAAGAGCCAUACAGCAUAAAUAAAAUGAGAUCUAAAUUGUAUUGGGAAUUCAGUAGAAAAUUUUCUGACAAAUGCUUUUUAAAGGUGCACUCCACCUUGAAAUCUGUGCAAAACAAAGAGGAUGCUGUUACAACAGCAUUCUUUACUUAGGCAAAUUGGUACUGUAGGUGGGAAGCAAACUAUCUAUAGAUCAGGGAAUGUUCCAUAUAACAGAGUCUUAAAAUAAGGAGAGAGAGCAUGGUAUAGUUCUUUCUCAGAGACAACAUACCUGUAGUGCAACAGAAAGAAAGAAAGAAAGUCCCCAUAACAGAUUUUACUAUUCAUUACAUGACCAGCCAGCUCACAGUUAAGGUCAGACAUUCUGCAGUCCUUAAAAAAAAUCAAAACUCCCAGGGGCUUCUAAUGACUACCUAAAAUAUUACUUGAAAUUUGUUUUCUUGCAUUUUGUGAUAAAUUGCAACGUGAGAUCCUUUAAAGUCUAGGAAUAUAUGUGUCGUCUCUUCUCAUGAUUAGUCCAGGAGGAUCAAACAAAGCUGUAUUGACAUUGUUCACAAACACCCAUCUCUCCGUAAAAGCCACCAUUACCUCCCCCACAAAAAAAAACUCCCCGCACACACCGUGACACACCUUCUUUCUCCCCAUCAUCAGCAAGUCAAAGAGCUGUAUAGAAAAUGUGCAAAAAAGAGAAGGUCGUCCCAGUAUAACACAUAGAUCUCAGGUCUCCCAUGUAGAGCAGCAAGUUGUGUAUGUGACAGCUCAUUUGUUGCAUGAUUGCAAAUUAAACUUUCAGUGUCAUGGCUUUUCAAGACUUGUACAGCAAAGAAUGUUACUUCUCCAAUUCAACUAAGGUUCCAUCCUGCAAGGUACUGAGCACUUUGUAUAUAGACAUCAGUUGGGCUACUCACAAAUUUUAAGUUAAACAUGAGCUUAAGUUAUUUCCAGGAUCUGGGCCAGAGUCCUUCACACAGUGCAGGAUCAAACCCCUAGAUCCUUGCUGCAUGCUGAUCAGGUGUAACGCAGCAGUUCCUGAUCCUUGAUGCUAAUGCCAAAUGUUUUAGUGAUUUGAGACAAGAAGGAGACAGAAGGGAAGAGAGAAUAGUCUCUCCAUAUAGAGGGCAUCUAGAUACUAAUCUAAAUGAAAAAAAGGAAAGUGGAGUUGCUAGAGCUUGUGUGCACUUUUAUUGUGUUUUAAUUAAAAAGAUUAUUAGCUCUUACAGUAUUUCAGAUUUUUACAGCAUUUCUUAGGGCUUGGAAGCAUCUAGUGAAUUUUUGUAUAGUGCAUUAUGUGUUACCUGAGAUUCUGCUUUUCACCUGAACCCAUUUACAGAAUUGUCCUGUGAACAAAAAGUGAAAGCAUUUUCUUUCCUGGUCCAGAGCACUAUACAAAAACGCAAAAGAUCUGCUUCAUUCAGAACUCUGGAUGUACUGGAGUG